Emiliania huxleyi CCMP1516 is the source of this 447-nucleotide messenger RNA. RefSeq lists its product as hypothetical. The record is from RefSeq and is a predicted model, not a curated record. The transcript has a single exon. Gene Ontology annotation, molecular function: GTP binding; GTPase activity. The annotation marks the transcript as partial. Lineage: Eukaryota; Haptophyta; Isochrysidales; Noelaerhabdaceae.
AUGGGCACGCGGGCGAUCCUCCCCCUCCUCGCCCUCCUCGAGGUCGGCUUGGCCUUCGGCGGUCUCUCCGGCGACCAAGGGUGGCACGCCGUGCCGCUCUUUCGCAAGCCCGCUGUGUCCACCGGCCAGCUCGAGCUGGUCGAGGAAGGCCUGAACGUGCUGCGGGCGCAGACGGAGCCCUUCGCCAUCGUGAGCGCCGUCGGCCCCACGCGCACCGGCAAGAGCUCCAUCCUCGGCCGCGCCUUCUUCCGCGGCGAGCACGAAAACAUCUUUGAGGUUGGCUCGGGCGUCACGUCGCACACCGGCGGAGUGUGGAUCGCGAGCCAGCCGAUCGAGGUGAAGGUGGCGGACGGGAGCACGCUGCGCGUGCUCUUCAUCGACACUGAGGGCUUCAGCGGCGUCGGCGGCAUCACCUCCAAGACGUACGAGGCCAACCUGUUUGGGCUC